ACACAUUUUGCGAAAUGUUUUGAUUUUACAAUUGUUUUGAAACGCGAUUUAAACGCAAACUUAAGACACAAUGAGUGGAAAGAGUGAAUCAAAUGACGCCAAUCAAGACAAGCCUGUCAUCAAACGAUAUCGACGCGAAAUGCCUGAAGAAGCGGCCGAAGAGUCGGACGACGAUUACGUGCCGUAUAUUCCGGUCAAACAAAGACGCAAAGGGUUGACACAAAGCAACACCACAUCCAGGGCUCAAGACUAUGGCUCAACCGAUGAGGAGAAGUCGAGGACCGGUUUCGACGACAACACCACCAAAAAGGAUGAGUCGGCGAACGGCGCCAACCCUUCGGACGAUUUGGACGAAUGGCGUAAAUAUAAUAUAAGUCUUUUGGAUCAACACAACGAACUCAAGAAGAAGUUUGAGGCGCGGAAGGAGUCGGCGAUCGAGAAGCAGCUGAAGGAAGAGGAGAAGAUCCUCGAGAGCGUGGCCGAGAAGAAGGCGCUGAUGGCUGUGUCGGAGUUGGCGAAAGGGAUCCAAUACUUCGAGCCAAUUAAGACCGGAUGGAAAGUUCCCAAACAUAUCAGAGACACACCGGUCGCCAAACACGAGGCCCUCAGAGAGAAGUAUCGCAUUCUCGUUGAGGGCGAAGACAUGCCUCAACCCAUCAAGACUUUCAAAGACAUGAAAUUUCCCAAAAGUGUUAUCAAUGCACUCAAGAAGAAGGGGAUCUUAAAGCCGUCGCCCAUUCAGAUGCAGGGGUUGCCGGCCGUACUGUCCGGUCGAGACAUGAUUGGCAUUGCGUUCACCGGUUCGGGAAAGACAUUGGUUUUUGUGUUACCGAUCGUUAUGUUCGCUUUGGAACAGGAGAUGUCCCUCACGUUCAUGAAAGACGAGGGACCCUAUGGUCUGAUUAUCUGCCCGUCCCGUGAAUUAGCGAAACAGACGUUUGAAAUAAUUCAGUACUAUUGCGAUGCCAUCUCUCACAGCGGACUGCCGUCCCUUCGGGUGUGUCUCUGCAUUGGCGGCGUUUCAGUCAAAGAACAGAUUGAUAUUAUCAGACGAGGCGUCCAUAUAAUGGUCGCAACGCCGGGACGUCUGAUGGAUAUGAUGCAGAAGAAGACGGUGGGUCUAGACGUGUGUCGAUAUCUGGUUCUGGACGAAGCGGACCGUAUGAUUGAUAUGGGCUUUGAAGAGGACGUCAGGACUAUAUUCUCGUAUUUCAAAGGCCAGAGACAGACUCUGCUGUUCUCGGCAACGAUGCCUAAAAAGAUCCAAAACUUUGCGAGAAGUGCUUUAGUCAAACCAAUCACUGUUAACGUGGGAAGAGCUGGCGCUGCCUCUAAAGAAGUGGAACAAGAGGUCGAGUAUGUGAAACAAGAGGCAAAGAUUGUGCAUCUCUUGGAUACGCUCCAGAAGACUGAACCGCCAGUCCUUGUCUUCGCUGAGAAGAAACAGGACGUCGACGCCAUUCAUGAGUACCUUCUGCUUAAAGGUGUGGAAGCGGUUGCUAUUCAUGGCGGCAAAGAUCAAGAGGAGAGAUCACGUGCUGUCGCGGAAUUCAGAAAAGGUGAAAAGGAUGUGUUAGUGGCCACUGAUGUCGCCUCUAAGGGUCUCGACUUUCAGGAGAUUAAACAUGUAGUCAAUUACGAUAUGCCCGACGAUAUCGAAGACUAUGUCCAUCGAAUCGGUCGAACGGGUCGUUAUGGCAAACGAGGAAUUGCCACCACUUUUAUCAAUAAGUCUAUCGAUGAAUCAGUUCUGUUAGACUUAAAACAUCUUUUAAUAGAAGCCAAACAAAAGUUGCCGCCGUUUUUGGAAGCCCUUCAGUCAGAGUCCGAAAAGUACUUGGAUUUGGGGGACGAGAGGGGGUGUUCUUAUUGUGGAGGUUUGGGACAUCGCAUCACCAAUUGUCCCAAAUUGGAAGCCAUGCAAAACAAACAGGCGUCCAGUGUUGGCCGCAAAGACUACUUGGCCUCUGGAGCGGCCGACUGGUGAGAGAUGUCUGGGCAUCCAAACAUGCAAUGUUGGACACAAACAUACCGCUACCGCAC
Messenger RNA from Oppiella nova, 2043 nucleotides. The record is from the annotation of a GenBank genome assembly. NCBI's taxonomy places the organism in Eukaryota, Metazoa, Arthropoda, Arachnida, Sarcoptiformes, Oppiidae.